Molecule: messenger RNA, 534 nt
Organism: Phaedon cochleariae (mustard beetle)
Lineage: Eukaryota; Metazoa; Arthropoda; Insecta; Coleoptera; Chrysomelidae
Source: the annotation of a GenBank genome assembly
AUGCCGAUUCCAAAAAUUUGUUUUUCACUCACGUUAUUUAUCAUUUCAUCAUUUGUGAUUGAAUCUAUACAAGCUGAUGAAGGUUGGUCAAAAGUGCAUAACAACAAUUUGACUUCCAUAAUACCCCUUCACCACUAUGGAGGAAAAAGCUAUUAUAUGGGCACGCAUUUCAGAGCUACAUACCAGCAAGCGAUAGCAUUUUGUGAGCAAAUAAAUAUGAAAUUAUUAACGAUUCGUUCACAUGAGGAAAACGAAAGGAUUUUCAAAUAUAUUCGAGAAGCAAGUGUUGGCAACGACUACUGGACCUCUGGUACAAGACUGGUGGACGGCUACAACUGGCUGUGGCUGCCUUAUGGAGAAACAGUAGAUUACACGAAUUGGUCUACGAGACAGCCGUCACACCUGACCGAGAAAUGUCUGCAAUUGUGGGUUGUUCGCGGCCAACUCGAAUGGAACGACAGAUCGUGCGACUAUCGUUACUGGUUCAUUUGCGAAAGAUUAAAUAAUCAAAAUAAUAAUGAUCCUUCAAUCUGA